CAAAAAAAAAACUGCUGAUUAUGACAAUACACGAAAUUCGACUUUAAAAAUUAAGGUUAAGGUUUGCUGUAAUAAUACACACAAUGCUUUAAUAAUAGGUUUAACCUUGAGCUUGCAAAAACUGAUUCGUUUUUUUUAUCAUGGUCUGCGACGUCACGCACCAGAUUGACCCCAGCGCCAAUCGAAAGCGCUCUAUUUUGGUUCAAUUUCUGUGGUUAAUUCAACGGUAAAUCGCUGAUCAAGUCAUCUGUGAAUCGUGCACAAUAAACAAAAGAAUUGUGAAAUUGAAACGUCAGUCAUUUUCCAAUUUAAAAGUGAAUGAACCGAUAAAAGGAGGCAAAAUGACCGAUCAGGAGGCGCAAAUCAGGAAGCUCAAACAUGCGUUGGAGCACUGGAAGGAGAUAGUCCUUCUCGGGAAGAAGGUUUUUAUUUGGGACAAACAGUGGCACCCCACUGCGCUCGUCGGGGGUAGCACGAUACUGUUCACGUUUUUGUGGCUGCUGGACCCCAGUAUUUUAACUGUAGUUUCAGUAUUUGGUUUAGUUUUGACGGUUUGUGACUACAUGAUUCCCACAAUUGCGAGCUCGUUUUUUAAACCCGAGAAAUGGACAAGUCGGAAGGAGCAGGAGUUUGAGGAGUUGUGCACCAGCAUUGUUUUAUAUAAGGCGAAGAUAGAGUUGGCGUGGGGGCGCUACUAUAGAAUGAAGAACACCAAUAGAAAAAUGUAUUUUGGUUUGACAAUCGUGUUUUUGAGCUUGCUGGCGUAUAUUGGAUGUUCUUUUAAUAAUCUGUUCAUAGCGUAUGUUUUGGUUACGCUGUUGAUGCUGUUUCCGGGUAUGGAGCACAAGGGCAUGAUACGGAGAUGCAGUGAGCAAAUACACAAUUUCGUGACGGAGCUUUUGAGACAAGGCAAAUCAAAAUUGCCAGAGAAAAAAGAUUAAUUUGCUCAAACUAUUAAUAUGAAGUUGUGUGAUACUUUGGACUGAUGUAAUUUAACUGUAGUUUUAUACAAAUAAACAUUUUUGUAAUUAAAAA
Zophobas morio is the source of this 1035-nucleotide messenger RNA. RefSeq names its product ADP-ribosylation factor-like protein 6-interacting protein 1 (gene Arl6IP1). The record is from RefSeq and is a predicted model, not a curated record. Lineage: Eukaryota; Metazoa; Arthropoda; Insecta; Coleoptera; Tenebrionidae. The transcript has 4 exons. Bases 342 to 941 code for a protein of 199 amino acids. Gene Ontology annotation, cellular component: membrane.